Trichoderma atroviride IMI 206040 is the source of this 1047-nucleotide messenger RNA. RefSeq lists its product as uncharacterized. Gene Ontology annotation, biological process: mitotic spindle assembly checkpoint signaling. Gene Ontology annotation, cellular component: nucleoplasm; kinetochore; bub1-bub3 complex. Gene Ontology annotation, molecular function: ubiquitin binding. NCBI's taxonomy places the organism in Eukaryota, Fungi, Ascomycota, Sordariomycetes, Hypocreales, Hypocreaceae. The record is from RefSeq and is a predicted model, not a curated record.
AUGGCUCCAGCAACGCAAUACGAGCUCUCACCGCCCCCCGGCGACGCGGUAUCAGCGAUCGCAUUCGCGCCAAUCUCGGGCUCGAAGCUCCUUGUCUCGUCGUGGGACAACAAGGUAUACCAUUAUGACCUUACAAAUGGCCCGGAGGCGUCAAGCCUCGUAACCACAUAUGAGCAUCGCGCUCCUGUUCUGGAUGUUUGCUUCGGCGCCGACGAUAAUGAGGCUUUCACCGCAGGCAUGGACUGGACGGUCAAUCGCCUCAAUCUUGAAACUGGAGAAUUGACCGCGCUCAGCAAGCACACUGCGCCCGUCCGUCGCGUCGUAUACAGCAAAUCUUACGGCAUCCUCGUCUCCGCGUCUUGGGACAGCACUCUCAACCUGCACAACCUCAACGAUCCUUCAAGCACCCCCAUCACCAUUGCUCUCCCGGGCAAACCCCAGGCCGUUGCCGGCAGCCCCAGCAAGAUUGUUGUCGCCAUGACAGGUCGUAUCAUCAACAUCUACGAUGUCAAGGCAAUCGUCGAGCUAUUCCAAACCGGCGGCACUGAGCUCAAACCCUGGCAACAACGCGAGUCGUCCCUCCGAUACCUCACUCGUGCCGUAUCCUGCAUGCCCAACGACGCCGGUUACGCUACCAGCAGCAUUGAAGGCCGUGUUGCGGUCGAGUGGUUUGAGGAUACAGCCGAGUCACAAGCCAGGAAAUACGCAUUCAAAUGCCACAGACAGGCGGCUCCCGAUGGCGAUGGAGAUAUCGUGUACCCAGUCAAUGCGCUCGCGUUCCACUCUGCCCACGGAACGUUUGCCUCGGGAGGCGGCGAUGGCACAGUAGCCCUAUGGGAUGCCGAGGCCAAGAGGAGGUUAAAACAGUAUCAAAAGUUCCCCAACAAUGUCGCAGCUUUGGCUUUUUCAAACGAUGGGAAGUAUCUGGCCGUUGGUGUAUGCCCGGGAUUUGAGACUGGCCAAAACGACUACAACGGUGCCGGACAGACUUCAGUCUUCAUCAGAGAACUGGGCGACAACGAGGCAAAGGGCAAGGGAGCUAAAUAA